AUGAAUAAGAGGUGGCGGUAUACACCUAGAAGUUGGUUCACAACCCGUCACAAAACCAAAAGAAGAAGAAGAUGCUUGGGGAACUCCAGCAACCGCUGCGUCCUCAACCAGUCCAGCAGGUGGCGCAAACGCAUCACGUGUCACAGAAAACAGCACGUGAAGAAAGUUCAGCUCACCGUUUCAACAGCAGAUGUAUGUGGUGUUUCUCUCUGUGAUCAAACAUCUCCAGAUCUUCUGCUUUCUGUCUGUAAUGAAGAGCAGAAGACAUCAGUGAAGCUGCUGGACUGUGAGAUGGAGCUGAAAACACAAAUCAAAGAAGAACAGACAGAUGAAGAUGAUGUGUUUUAUUCAGACCUGAUGAAGGUGAAGGAGGAAAGUUCAGGAUUGAAUGAAAUGAAGGAAAGUUCAGAACCGAAUGAAAUGGAGGAGAAAGACCAUCAUCUCAUAACUGGAGAAGAAUCUCUGACCUGCUUGAAGACUGAGAAGAAUGAAGACAACAAUUCUCACAUGUGCCCUCAUUGUGGAAAGAUCUUCACAUUUAAAUCCAAUCUUAACAGGCACAUGAGAAUUCACACUAGAGAAAAAUCGUAUAAAUGUGAUCAGUGUGAAAAGAUCUUCGUUCGUAAAGACCACCUUAAAGAGCACAUGAAAGUUCACACUGGAGAAAAAUCUUAUAAAUGUGAUCAGUGUGGAAAGAUCUUCGUUCGUAAAUACAACCUUAAUUUACACAUGAGAGUUCACACUGGAGAGAAAUCUUAUAAAUGUGAGCAGUAUGGAAAGAUCUUCAAUCGUGAAUACAAUCUUAAAGAGCACAUAAGAGUUCAUACUGGAGAAAAAUCGUAUAAAUGUGAGCAGUGUGGGAAGAUCUUCGUUCGUAAAUUUAACCUUAAUUUGCACAUGAGAAUUCACACUGGAGAAAAAUCCUAUACAUGUGAUCAGUGUGGGAAGAUCUUCAAUCGUACAGACCACCUUAAUGAGCACAUGAGAGUUCACACUGGAGAAAAGCCUUACAGAUGUGAUCAGUGUGGAAAGAGCUUUUCGUGGACAACGUCUUUGAGAGAUCAUCUUCUCUAUCAUUCUGGAGUGAGAUCAUUUCAGUGUGAACUGUGCAGUAAAGCCUUCAUUUCUGCAAAUAACCUGAACCAACACAUGAAGAUUCAUACAGAUGUGAAGUCUUAUGUCUGUUCCAUCUGUGGAAAGGCCUUCUUACACCUCUCCAAACUUAAAAAUCACAAGAAGAAAACACACACAGGCGUGGGAUCUCAUAUGUGCUCUGAACAGAAAUCUCACCAGUGCGCCUCAUGUGGACAGAGUUUUCGGAAAUCAAGAUGUCUUGAGAUUCACAUGAAGAAGUGUUGUAAAGUUCAUCCACAUGAAACCGUUCCGAUCAGAAAAUCCCUGAGAUCAUCUGCAGUAACUUGCUAAAAU
This is a messenger RNA of Triplophysa rosa, 1428 nucleotides long. Its product is annotated as zinc finger protein 184-like. The coding region runs from base 1 to 1425 and encodes 474 amino acids. The transcript has 4 exons. The record is from RefSeq and is a predicted model, not a curated record. Lineage: Eukaryota; Metazoa; Chordata; Actinopteri; Cypriniformes; Nemacheilidae.